AUGGCGGAAAAGAGCUCUGUAUCAAUCCUCUGCUUCUUGUUCUUGAUCAUAUGCUUUGUUUCUGCACAAGAUCGAACGUGUGAUGAAUCUCAUGGGAUUUUCAAACCCAAUAGUUCAUACGACAAGAACCGUCGUCUCAUCCUCUCUAACAUGGCUUCUAACGUCAUGGCUCACGACAGCUACUUCAACGGUUCGGUCGGGCUUGGUUCCGACAGAGUCAACGCCAUUGGGAUGUGCGCUCCAGGCACUGAGCCCGAUGCUUGCUCAUCCUGUAUCAACGACGCAGCCGGAUACUUGCUACAGAUCUGUCUGAACCAGACAAACGCAUUCUCGUGGUUUGGUGAAGAGAUUAUUUGCCUUGUUCGCUACUCUAACCGCCCCUUCAACGGUUUACUAAUCUUGGAGCCGUAUAAAGUGUUUUUCAAUGACAUGGACAUAAAGAAAAACAUCCUCAAGGAGUUUUAUAGUUUGUGGGACGUGUUAAUGUCUCGUAUGAUCACAGGAGCUUCUUCGUCGGUGAAAUACUAUGCAAAGGAUGUAGCUCCGGUGCCGGUUUAUGGGGACAUAUCGGUGUUGAUGCAAUGCACUCUAGAUGUUUCUUCGGAAAAUUGUAAACUUUGCCUAGAGAGCAGCGUUGAUUACUAUAAGAGACGGUACCUUGGUAAGAGAGGUGUGAUUACACUGCGGCCAAGCUGCUUUUUCCGGUGGGAGGUGUAUAGAUUCUCUGGUGCUUUUGAUAAUGCUACUUACGUUACUUCACCGCCGUCUUCUGUAACCAGUAUAACCAAGAAAGAUACAAGAAUCUCAAGUGGAAUUGUGGCGGCAAUUGUUAUUAUUAUUGUGGUUACAUUAAUAUUGACUUCUUUAGGCUUAGUUAUUCUCAAGAGGAGAAAACAAAACCAAGCAACUACUGCGCUUCAGACUGAAUCUGUACAAUUUGAUCUAAAAACGAUUGAAGUAGCAACAAGCAACUUUUCUGAAAGUAACAAGCUUGGUGAAGGUGGAUUUGGUGACGUCUACAAAGGUGUGCUCCCAGAUGGAACUGAAGUUGCGGUGAAGAGACUGUCAAAAAGAUCAGGACAAGGUAAAGAAGAGUUCAAGAACGAGGUUCUUGUCGUUGCAAAGCUUCAGCACAGGAAUCUUGUUAGGCUUCUCGGGUUCUCGCUACAAGGAGAAGAGAAGUUACUCGUCUAUGAGUUUGUGUCCAACAAAAGCCUUGAUUAUUUCUUAUUCGACUCUAUGAAAAGAGCUCAGCUGGAGUGGAGAGUGCGACACAAAUCAUCAAUGGGAUUACUCGAGGGAUUCUAUAUCUUCAUCAAGAUUCACGGCUCACAAUCAUACACCGUGACCUUAAAGCGAGUAACAUUCUCUUAG
Molecule: messenger RNA, 1374 nt
Organism: Microthlaspi erraticum
Lineage: Eukaryota; Viridiplantae; Streptophyta; Magnoliopsida; Brassicales; Brassicaceae
Source: the annotation of a GenBank genome assembly